GGGCGGAUUGGUAGGCGUGGUUUCUUCCGAUCCGAGACUAAAGUAGAAGUCUGAAAGCCCCAAACUUCUGUUGUUGCUCUUUCUUUGGGAAACACCAUAAUGAAGUCGCUUCUCAGCAGCCUCUUGCAGCUCUGGCCUCGAGCAUCUGUUUCGCUUCUGCCUCGAACCAUGCCUGAGAGAUUUUGGGGGAAAAACCAAAAUGUAGCCUUGAAUCAUGCAUACCACACAAAAGGAGACAACACCAAGCCAACUGAGCGGUAUCCAAUGCCCAAUAAGAAAGACCUACCACACGAUAUAAUAGAACACCUGGAAGAAGCAGAAGUGACGAAUGGGUUUUUGCCCAAUGUGUUUAAAGUGAUGGCUAAUCGACCAGAAGAAUUUAGGGUAUUCUUCGCCUAUCACGAUGUCGUCAUGCACAAGAAAACAGGAAAGCUAAGUAUGGCUGACAAAGAGCUCAUUGCUGUGGUUGUGAGUAUUGUAAACCGUACUCCCUACUGUGUAACUGUACAUAGUGCCUCACAUCGGAAGUACUCCAAGAAACCAACUUUAGCAGAUCAGGUGGCUGUGAAUUGGAAACUGGCUGAUCUAAGUGAUCGAGAAGUAGCCAUGCUUGAGUUUGCCCUUGCUGUCUGCAGAGCAGAUAACAUAACGGAAGAGCACUUUCAAAAGCUGGAGGCACAUGGAUUUGACCGAGAAGAUGCCUGGGACAUAGGCUCCAUUUCAGCAUUUUUUGCCAUGGCAAAUCGCAUAGCUCUCUUCACAGAUAUGCGUCCCAACCCAGAAUAUUAUAACAUGGAUAGAGAAAAAGACAAGGUCCAAUCUUCCAAAUAAAGUUUGCUGGUAUUUACAAGAAUAUUUGCUCCUCAGUGCUAUGGAUAAGUCUGGCUAAUGGACUGCAGCACUUUCUAUCACAUGCUAUACUGUACUAUCAAAGUUCUGUACUAUUUGGUUGAUGUAGCCCGUCAUGCUUACUUUCAUAUACUUAAAUAUUUUCUCACUUUAGAGAAUCUAAUUCUAAAAAAUGGGGCUGGUUUUAUUUUUACCUUAUUUAUAAUAAUAUUGAAACCUAACUUAAUCCUGUUGCAUCUCUGAGCUUUUCUAUUUUAAUCAAAAAUGUUGAUUUUUUGGGGAGUUCAGAUUGCAGGUUGGGUUAGUAACAUCAUCUUAACUGCUGCUCUAUAAUUACACUGAUCAGAAUACAUAAUUCUAUCUAUAACAGAUUUGAGAUGAUUAGUCAAUAAUUUUGACUUUAAUAAUGAAGUACAAAAACGUACUAAGCAAUUUUUCCUGGCUUUAAAAUGUGUAAUUUUAGAUUUUUGACAUGAAUCAGGAAUAUUCUUCCCUCGAUGUUAUAAAUUACAUAUGCAUAAAACAUCUGUAAUUAAAAUAUAUUUGAAUUAUGGUAAUCCUUGAUAAAACAUUUAAGCCAGGAGAUUUCCCAUUUUCAAAAUGUUGAAGUCUGCUAUUCUGUUUCUGUAAAUGAUGAACCUGUGUAUUGAAUAUCUGUGUUGAUAACACUGGUUAACUCCAAUAUAUAACUCUUAACAAUCUCUGAGGUUGGGAUAGUGGCAAAUAUCUGUAGUUCGAGUAUAGGAUGACACUUACCUGACAUAACCCCCCCCCCCACUAUCACAAGACCUACUGACUACACAAAACCCUUAUAAGCAGAAGAACAUUGACAUCGACAACCCCUACAUUCUGCUGAAGAUGUUACCUAGCCUGCUAAGGAAACAUUCAGAACCAACCCACAAGCUCGGAGAACGAACCUCCACUCUCAAACAUAUAUGCAUCAACUUACAACCAUUUGUUUAAUGGCCGUUCAAAGUUACAAUGAUACUGAAAAAAUUGACUAGUUCUCACACUUAGGACCAUUGCAGAAUCUCCACAUUCAUGUGAUCAUGCUUCAGGUGCUUAGCAACCAGCACAUAUUUACAAUGGUUGCAACAUCCUGGUUUGUUUUGCAACCUUCCUAGGGAGCUUCUGACAAAGGGGGAAGCCAAAUUUGCUUCACAACUACAUGAUUCACUUAACCGUGGCAAAAAGGUCAUAAAAUGAGGCAUGAACCACUUAACAACAGCCUUGCUUACCAAUGGAAUUUUCAGAUUCGAUUGUGGUUGUAAAUCAAGGGCUAUCUAUAUAGUUCUUCAAAAAUCUUGAAUACUAAGUGCUAUUAUUGGUAUUGUAAGUAAUUGUUUGAACAUAAAUAUAUUGAUUUCAUAAAUCACUUAUCUUUUUAAAAUUUAUUUUCUAAUAAAGUACAAAAUCUUAUUUUUGCUUUCAAUUUAGAAGUGGUAUUGAAAUUUUGUUUAAGUAUUUAUUUUAUGAGUGUUUAUACACCUUUGGGGAACUGUUUUUAAUAGUUGGCUUAUGAAUCUUUAAUUUCUAGAUUUUUCUUAGAUUUUUUCUUUUUAAUUAUAUUCCUCUAACCCAUUGUUCUUCACACAAUGAAUUAAUAAAUAAAUGCUAAUAAAUUCUAUCCUAAUUUGUUUUCCAUGUUAACUUCCCUCCUUCUAAAGAAUUACUUAUUAUCUCAUAUAUCUCAUGUACAUAUAACUUAAUCCUAAUACAAACAUAUUUUAAUACUCUUCUAGAUCUUUUACUUAUUCAUUCUAAAAAGUAUUUAUCAAUAACCUUUUUUAUAAACAAUCUUCUUUCAUUUGUGAUCGUCAUUUCCAGCGUGGCCAAAUCUCCAAGUUUGUUCCUUGAGUUUGCACCAGAGGGAGCCUUUUUCAAGUUUGCUUGUAUUCCUAUCCUGAAUAAUAUAAAUUAUUUCUCUUCCAUUUGGUUGCAAUAUUAUACGUUUAAAUAAAAACCUUCACUUCUAUUAAAUCUUUUCCAUCCUUCUGAAAAAGCCUUAAAUGUAAUCGUUU
Molecule: messenger RNA, 2870 nt
Organism: Ahaetulla prasina
Lineage: Eukaryota; Metazoa; Chordata; Lepidosauria; Squamata; Colubridae
Exons: 5
Coding region: 100-831 (243 amino acids)
Molecular function (GO): peroxiredoxin activity
Source: RefSeq, a predicted model, not a curated record